AUGGGGAUCAUGCAGGUUGGGAAAGAUGUUCAGUUCGGCGAACUGCACAAGCGCCUACGCAAAGCAGACCUUCAUCAUCUAAUCGAGUUCAAGGGGCAAGGACGGAGCCGCCCAGACUCUGUGUUGAGCCGCCAAACUCGACAGGAGCUUGGACUUAGCCUCCGGACAUAUCAACGAUACAAGUUGGACGGCAAAUAUUGGAGUGUCAUUCGAGGACCCCCUGAAGGACCUCUUGAUGGACUCUUCUGCCUCAUCCCUUUCAGCCAGGAAGAACCUCUCAAAGUCCAGGCGAAGGACUACCUCGAACUUGAUCCAAAGGAGCUGCUGAGUUUGCAUUCGCUGCUGAGCGAUGACUACAUGGCAAAGCAUAUGCGUUCCUGCUCGUUCCUCGAAGCACCGAAGCCUACAGCCUGGCCCACAGACAGACCAUGGCCUGCUGAUCCAACGACGAUACAAGCCGAUGAAAAACAGUGCGAUUACUGCGAUGCUGACAAGUGUUUAUGCUUGAGUACUAUCUUCGAGGUAGUGCCUCGAAUCAAGAGGUACGGGGCGGUUCGAGGGCUUCAGGCGGUUGCUCUUAACGCCGGAGCUGUGACUUAUGAAAAGGGGAGCUUCAUCGGCGUGGUUGCUGGCGACCUCUACCCUCUUGGCAUGUAUGAAGACGAGCACCGGACUUUUGACUUCGAGAGGCCAGAUUUGGAGGAUCAGCCUGCUGAGUGCCAACUUCGUAUGACAGAGGUCGGAAACUGCUUCAGACUUCUAGGAACCGCGGAAGACCCAUCAGCCCUGCUUGUACAAAAAAGAAGAGGCGGACAAUGGGUAAUGGUAGUUGAGGCUAAGCGGAGCAUCAUGGAUGACGACCAGAUUAGUCUUCGCUGUUGUCCAGAGGCGACCAGGCCGCGGUGCACGGGCCAUAGGCGCCAUGGUGGCGCCUGUGGCCCGUGCAUGGCUGUUUCCAGUGCAAGUGCGUUCCUGAGUGAACGAGCCUCUCCAGCCAACGGACGGACCCAUCUACUCGGAUGA
Verticillium dahliae VdLs.17 is the source of this 1023-nucleotide messenger RNA. RefSeq lists its product as uncharacterized. NCBI's taxonomy places the organism in Eukaryota, Fungi, Ascomycota, Sordariomycetes, Glomerellales, Plectosphaerellaceae. The record is from RefSeq and is a predicted model, not a curated record. The transcript is spliced from 3 exons. The coding region runs from base 1 to 1023 and encodes 340 amino acids.